Molecule: messenger RNA, 2102 nt
Organism: Asterias rubens (European starfish)
Lineage: Eukaryota; Metazoa; Echinodermata; Asteroidea; Forcipulatida; Asteriidae
Product: REST corepressor 3-like
Exons: 12
Coding region: 110-1738 (542 amino acids)
Biological process (GO): regulation of transcription by RNA polymerase II; negative regulation of DNA-templated transcription
Cellular component (GO): histone deacetylase complex; transcription regulator complex
Molecular function (GO): transcription corepressor activity
Source: RefSeq, a predicted model, not a curated record
AGCAUAGAGGAGGAAGGUCGCCUUUGUUCGCUGAUGGUGUGGGAUACCCACCGAAAUACCUUCAUUUUAUCACAUUUUAUCCCGACUGUAACUCAAUAAAUAUUCAAAGAUGGUAGUGAUGGAAAGAAAUGGGAAUUCUGACACUAACCACCGACCGAACGGAGCGAGUUCGGGAGGAGGCAGUUCCAACAACAGCAACCCCUCUGACGAUAGUUCAAGCAGUUCGGAGGAUGAACACGAACCAGGAAUGCGAGUUGGUGCAGACUACCAGGCAGAAAUCCCUGAAGUGAUUGCAGACAUUCCUGUUGGUCGGCGUGGGGAUAGCAGACAAGAAGCCCUGCUGGUCUGGCUUCCAAAUGGGGAUGUCUCUGAUGCCAAAUGUAAGAAUUUGGAUGAGUACAUUUGCUUGGCCAAAGAACGCUAUGGAUACAACACUGAGCAAGCACUGGGUAUGCUGUUCUGGCAUAAACAUAACGUGGAUAAAUCCCUGGCUGAUCUGCCUAACUUCACGCCAUUCCCUGAUGAGUGGUCAGUGGAGGAUAAGGUGCUCUUUGAACAGGCUUUUAGCUUUCAUGGUAAAAGCUUUCACAGAAUCAGACAAAUGCUGCCAGAUAAGUCAAUCAGCUGCCUCGUAAAGUACUACUACCAAUGGAAGAAAACAAGGACUAGUACAAGUCUAAUGGACAGACAAGCAAGAAAGCUAGCCGCUGGACAAAAAGACAAUGAGAGCGAGGGCUCAGAAACUGAAGAAAAAGUCAAAGAGAAAGAAGAUCAAACUUUUGAUCCAGAGAAAGACUCGAAGAUCGUUCCAGUCGAAGGGGCGACUAAGAGCAUCUGUUCCAACUGUGCCAGUACAGUUAGCCAGCUACACACAACACAAAAAGGAUUGUUAUGCAAUGCCUGCUACAGUUUUUGGAGGCGGACUGGUGUGAUGCGUACUCAUGUUGGCCCAGUACGUAAUGAAAGCAGUAGCCAUCGUCAUCAUCCAUUCCGUACCAAGAAGAAGCCUCCUAAAGGAAUGUAUCUGGACUAUGAAGACUUAAUGGCACUGACUUCAAACCAGGGAGAUGCAAUCUUCAAGGCACUAGACACAGAUAUUGUUAACCUAAAGAGACAGAUCCAGUUGAACAAACAGUUUCUAGGAACACAGAGGGUCAAACUUUUUGACCUGGGUGACUUUAGGUUAACUGAAAACGCUGCUCGCAACAAUUCACGCUGGACAAGUGAAGAGCAACUCCUUGCUGUACAGGCAAUCAGAAAAUACGGGCGCGACUACGACGCUAUCGCUGAUGUUGUAGGAAACAAGAAUGCUGCGCAGUGUCGGAGUUUCAUGGUGAAUUUCCGCCGUCGUUUCAACCUCGAUCAAGUGAUGGAGGAAUGGGAGGCAGAUAAUAAAGCUCAACUCAAAGAAGUCAAGACCAAGGAAGAAGCAGAGCAACAGACAGACAACCCAGCUACAGUGACUACAUCAACCACACAGACAGUGGGUGCCCUGAAUAAUGCACCACCACCACUACUCAGACCAGCAAGCCAAUCCCCAGCCAUUAGACCACCACCUCUACAGGCUCAAAGAUUUGUUCCACCGCCAAGAAUUUCGUUGCAACCACCGCCUCUGAUUCGACCCAGCAAUGCCCAGCCAACAGGCCCUCUAGCACGAAGCCGACCCCCCAUGAUGGGCCCACUGUCAGGACCCCCUCCUCAACUGGUUGGGAGCCAGGCUGAGCCCCCAACACAGUAGGCCAGAACUGCAAGGGAGAAAAAGCAACAACAUAGAGUAAGAAACCAAAGCAAUCUUCCUCCACAGGUAGCUCAUACUAAGUCAACAGCAAGAAACUUGUUUCAUACAGUGCCAUAAUCCAGUUCUGCUCUUAGCUAUUAAAUGUGCAAUUUGGCGCUAGCUUUUGGUGUGUUGGAUAGCAUGUUCUGAUAAGAAGAUUAGAAUGUAGUUGGUGGUGUCAAUGUUGAGUAAUAUUUCAAACUCUACAACUAUACAUGGUUGGAAUACAAUCUGUUUGGGUUUAUGGAAAUAAAUGAGUUAAAGACACUGGACACUAUUGGUAACUGUCAAAGACCAGUCUUCUCACUUGGUGUAUCUCACCAUA